Drosophila biarmipes is the source of this 621-nucleotide messenger RNA. RefSeq lists its product as uncharacterized. Lineage: Eukaryota; Metazoa; Arthropoda; Insecta; Diptera; Drosophilidae. The coding region runs from base 120 to 584 and encodes 154 amino acids. The record is from RefSeq and is a predicted model, not a curated record. The transcript is spliced from 5 exons.
UGCAACUAGAGAAGAGUUGGCUGGGACUUGUGAAGAGCAGAUACACGGACGGCAUCGUAUGGUGUGAAAUCUCUCAGAUAGAGACAUCUGAGCCUCCGGAGAAAGCGCUGGAAAAGGCAAUGAGGUGUGUUAAGAACUUGAGCUGCCUUAAGUGGAAGGUACCCAGGACACCAACGACGAUUCCACUCCAUAAAAAAGGUGUGAAGGCGGAUGCCCAAAAUUAUAGAGGUGAAAUCUCUCAGAUAGAGACAUCUGAGCCUCCGGAGAAAGCGCUGGAAAAGGCAAUGAGGUGUGUUAAGAACUUGAGCUGCCUUAAGUGGAAGGUACCCAGGACACCAACGACGAUUCCACUCCAUAAAAAAGGUGUGAAGGCGGAUGCCCAAAAUUAUAGAGGUGAAAUCUCUCAGAUAGAGACAUCUGAGCCUCCGGAGAAAGCGCUGGAAAAGGCAAUGAGGUGUGUUAAGAACUUGAGCUGCCUUAAGUGGAAGGUACCCAGGACACCAACGACUGUGCUGAAUAGGUGCGUUUGCCAGGGAUUUCGAGGGCCCGGACUAAUGAUUACGAAAAGCGGUGACGAACAUUAAAAACAAAUUAAUAGACCAAACUGAUUUAAGAACAAUA